AGGUCAAAAAUCUCGAUAUAACUCUCAUAUACUUUCUGACCAUUUAACAGAAACUGUGAUGAUAAUAAUCUAUAAAGAUAUGUGCCUAAUUUGUGAAGUUAAAGUUAAUUGAUAAUAGAUAAAUUUAUGCAUCAUCAUUAUAAUUGAUUAUAAUUACAAAAUACGUUAACUCAAAGUUAUUAAUAAUCGAAUGCUACUUUUUACAAUUAUAACCUAAAAUUUGUAUUACUGUUAUUUUAUUUUCAUUCUUCCGUCAUAACAAUGUCUUUUAAGAAGGAUUUAAAGUUACUUUUACGUCCAUAUUAUUUAAUUAAUAUUAUUCUUAGUGUCUCUUAUAUCUUUACUAAAAGACUUCCUUUCAUUUGUCAUUAUAUAUUUCCACAAUCAGAAUGUGAACUUGAUGGAAAAGAAACAGAAAUUCUGUUUUUCCUCAUGAUAGUAAUAAUGAUUAGGACACGAAAAACUGGAAGCGUAACUAUGAUCAAUUAUUUAUCAUCCAGUUUUGUUUACACUAAGGUUGCCAAUUUGGUUUUAUGGUUUUAUGCUGACAUACGCAUGGGAAUUUUAUUUGCAAUUAUUUUUAUCCUAUGUGGUUUAAUAUUGCCCGAACCUACAUAUCAAGGACCAGAAAAUAUUAUUUAUUUACGUGGUGCAAGUGGGUUGCAAGAAGAGUUAAUGCGAGAUACUAAAAUAGUUUGGGUUGUAGCAUUCUAUACUGCAUGGAAUCCAGCUUGCGUUAACUUUGCUCCAAUUUUUUCCGAACUUUCAGCAGAAUAUGCUUUGGACAAUUUGAAAUUUGGUAAAGUAGAUAUAGGAAGAUAUCCUGAUGCAGGUGUUAAAUAUCAUAUUAGUGAUGCUAGUACCAGCAAACAGUUGCCUACUGUGAUAUUAUUUAAAGAUGGAAAGGAAAUAGAAAGAAGACCACAUGCUGAUCAUAAGGGCAAACUCGUCAAAUUUCUUUUUUCUAUGGAUAACGUAAAAGCAGCAUUUGAUCUUAACAAUGUCUAUAGAGAAUGUAAGAAGAAUCAUACUAAAAGAAAAGAAAAGAAAGCAAUAAAGACUGAGUAAUACUAUUUAAAUAUUUAAUAGUAUUAGAUAGUAAACUUUAUUAGAAAUGGUUUCUACUAUGUAGAAAAUCAUUCAAUAUAAUCUUUAUAAACCAAAGCUUAGCUCAAAAUAAAUUUCAAAGCUCUGUAAAUACUUCCAUUAGAUCCAUUAUCUUUAUAAGAAAUUUUGGUAACAGUCAAGUUUACUGUUAUAUUUUUAGUGUUAAUCUGUUAUAUAUAAAUUUUCUU
This is a messenger RNA of Polistes canadensis, 1295 nucleotides long. RefSeq names its product thioredoxin-related transmembrane protein 2 homolog. The transcript is spliced from 5 exons. Gene Ontology annotation, cellular component: membrane-bounded organelle. NCBI's taxonomy places the organism in Eukaryota, Metazoa, Arthropoda, Insecta, Hymenoptera, Vespidae. The record is from RefSeq and is a predicted model, not a curated record. The coding region runs from base 262 to 1068 and encodes 268 amino acids. Gene Ontology annotation, molecular function: disulfide oxidoreductase activity.